GAGAAGCUUGCCGGAGCUGCUCAAUGACAAAUCGGCUGGGGACGGCUGGGGUCCGGCCCCGGGAGGGGGCGGGGCGCGCUUAAGAGCUGCGGGCUGGGCGCGGACGGCCGAGGCGGCGCGGCCAGGGUCCCAGCUCUCCGACUGGCUCUUCUGUCCGCGUGCCGUCACCUGUCGCCUCCGUUAAGCCAGCAGGAUGGCUGCGAACAAGAACAAGGGCCAGAGCUCCCUGGCCCUUCACAAGGUGAUCAUGGUUGGCAGUGGCGGGGUCGGCAAGUCGGCCCUGACGCUCCAGUUCAUGUACGACGAGUUUGUGGAAGACUAUGAGCCCACCAAGGCUGACAGUUACAGGAAGAAGGUGGUCCUGGAUGGGGAGGAGGUGCAGAUCGACAUCCUGGACACUGCUGGGCAGGAGGACUACGCAGCCAUCCGUGACAACUACUUCCGCAGUGGGGAAGGGUUUCUGCUGGUGUUCUCCAUCACCGAACGCGAGGCCUUCACGGCCACGGCUGAGUUCAGGGAACAGAUCCUCCGCGUUAAGGCUGAAGAAGAUAAAAUCCCAUUGCUUGUCGUGGGAAACAAGUCUGACUUGGAGGAGCGGAGGCAAGUGCCCAUUGAGGAGGCCAGGAGUAAAGCGGAGGAGUGGGGCGUGCAGUACGUGGAGACAUCAGCCAAAACGCGGGCCAACGUGGACAAGGUGUUCUUUGACUUAAUGAGAGAAAUCAGAGCAAAGAAGAUGUCAGAAAACAAAGACAAGAAUGGCAAGAAAAGCAGCAAGAACAAGAAAAGUUUUAAAGAAAGAUGCUGCCUGCUGUGAAGGCCGGAUGGUGGGGGAGACCCCUGCCGCCAGAGACACAGGGCUGGGGCGCACGGGAGGCUGUAGCUGGCUUCCGGUGUGCUUCCUGCUCUCCCAACCUUAUUCACCUGUACUUCUUUAAAUGGGGACAAAUAGUCAUGAAUUGGUGGCUGGAAGAAGAAACAAUCCCUUCUCCAUGCAAAGGAGUGGCUGCCUCGCCAGGACUGUGGCGUUCUGUCCUUCCCGAGUCCUGCCCCUUCCUCCAGGGCUGAGCUAGGAUAUAGCUCUAGGUAGGAAACAGUCAAGUGUUCAUUAAAAAGAAAGAGUAUUGUCACAGCAUCUUAUCCCCCACCCAGGUUUUUAACAUUACCCUCUUUUGUUUUGAAAUAAAAUGUUUUAUUUUACUAGGCUUCGGAAGGAGGGUGCUGAGGUAGACCCCCCAACCCUUAUCACUGUAACAAUAGUACUCAGAAAAUCCAUUGGGCUCUCAUGAAACUGAGAUUCUAAGGUUUUUAAAGACAAGUUUCUAGGAGAUAUCCUGCGGAUCUGAAGCAUAGUUAGAAAAGUGAACUUGAAUUGGGCUGGAGAGGUCAACAUCAUGUUUACAAAUCCUCCUCACAUAUGAAAAAUAAAAGUAGCAGGUUGUUUUCUUCAUGUUUAAAUUCUGGCCAUUUAUAGUCUACAUUGUCUAUUUUUCUCCUGCUCUGUCCCGAUUGUUGUGUGGGAACUUUUCUCUUUUUUUGUAGUCUAGGUGAAGACUCAAGAGCAGUACUUUAUGAUGACACGCCUUUCUGAUGGGAUUUCUUGGACGUCUUCUCCAUUUGCAGGCCCCUGUUCUGCACUAUAAUCACGUCCUCGUUGUCUUGAUCACCUUCACUCUGCCUGCAAAGGUCGAGCAAGGCUUCUCUCUCUCUCUUGUCAGUGUCACAAAAAUUCUUCUGGAAAAUGUGAUGAGUUAAAAUCGUAUUCUAAAAUCAUGAAGCCAGAGCCUUCGCUACCUCUCAGAGAAUUGCUCUGUGAUUCUAACUUGAGUUAGAACAACUGGGGAGAGAAGAGAAGCCACUGCCUGGUCACCUCUGAGAAGUGACUGCUGUUUCUAAUGUAAUUCUUGUCUGAAAUAGUCAGGUAGGCAGUUAGAAAAAGAUUUUUAUUGAUGAGCUGUUGUUAAUCUUUCUUACUGUUUCAGUAUUCUAAAUUCAGCAAUCAGAAGAAUUCUCACCAGGAGAGGAGGACUGUGGUUAAAGCCUGGUAUUUUGUGGGUUUCCCCCCAUUUUUCAGAAGUGAACAUUUCAUGUUUUGGUUGCCAAAAGUGAAUUGGAGUGGGGAGAGAGUGGGAGCCUUUGAAAUUUAUAUUAUUACAGAGAUUCGGGAAAUUAUGAUCUGACCCCUGCAAAUCGGUCUUGUAUCACCUCCCAAAGAAUCGUGGGCUUUUUUUGAAUUAAAAAAAAAAGCAAACAAA
This is a messenger RNA of Marmota monax (woodchuck), 2252 nucleotides long. It is a transcript of the gene Ralb, whose product is annotated as RAS like proto-oncogene B. The transcript has 5 exons. NCBI's taxonomy places the organism in Eukaryota, Metazoa, Chordata, Mammalia, Rodentia, Sciuridae. Bases 194 to 814 code for a protein of 206 amino acids. Gene Ontology annotation, molecular function: GTPase activity; GDP binding; GTP binding. Gene Ontology annotation, biological process: Ras protein signal transduction. The record is from RefSeq and is a predicted model, not a curated record. Gene Ontology annotation, cellular component: plasma membrane.